Wyeomyia smithii (pitcher-plant mosquito) is the source of this 5141-nucleotide messenger RNA. It is a transcript of the gene Ehbp1, whose product is annotated as EH domain-binding protein 1. The transcript has 13 exons. Gene Ontology annotation, molecular function: protein binding. The coding region runs from base 814 to 3894 and encodes 1026 amino acids. Lineage: Eukaryota; Metazoa; Arthropoda; Insecta; Diptera; Culicidae. The record is from RefSeq and is a predicted model, not a curated record.
AUAACAAGAUUUUUUGUGCAGUAGUAACCACGGCAGUCAGAGAACAGUUUUUGAUAAAAAUUGAAGAAUUUUCGUUUUUUCUCAGAACCAAGUGAAGAAAAUCGGUGCGCAUUUCAUUAGUUGUGAUUCAAUAGUGCUUGUGGGUGUCGUUGGGCGUGCGAAGAAGUGCAGCAACAAUGAUUACGUGCGGUGAAACUUGUUCCAGUGACAACUGCUGUUGAAUAAAUAGGAAUGAUGAUUUCAGACUUCCUGAAAAAUAGUGAUUUCCCAUCAGCAGAGGCGAAAAACAACGGUGAAAAAAUGGUUAUCAACCUUGACCAGCAGCAGCAGCAGCAGAGGCAAACAUCAUCACCGUCAUUGUCGUCAUAUGCUGUGGAUUUUCGGUUUGUGCGCUGACGGACGGACGGAUAAGUGAGUUGUCCUUUUGCGGUCGUUUGGCGUGAACGAAUUCCGCAUAGGAUAUCUACCUGACAGAGUUGCAAAUUAUAAUUGACGUGUUUUGCCAGUGUCUGUGGUAAAAAUAAAUAUCGCUCGUGCUAGAAAGUGUUUUGUUGUCGAGCCACAGGGAAAGAUCACACAGGGUAGGGUCGAUUCUUAUCAGCACGAGGGCGUGAAUUGAGCCUCGAUCGUCUCGCUAACCAGUUGGUGAAACGAAGCGGGAAGUGGGUGGGCUUGUGUGUAAGGAAAGAACGAAGAAUCGUCUGCGAUUUACUUGAACGGAACGAUAGAAGGAGGCGAGCGCAAGUAAAACGAAGACCCGCUCGCAUUUAUGUUGUAGCUAUUAAGCUGGAAGCGGACAGCGUAAAGUAAACAAUGGGGAGUGUUUGGAAACGGCUGCAGCGUGUUAACAAGCGGGCUGCCAAGUUCUCCUUCACCGUGUCCUAUCAUGAGCUACAUAUGGAGACCACUGCCAAAUGGCGCCCUCACAGUCUCCACGUCGUCUGGACCCGUCGAUCGCGACGAGUUGUCUCCAGCCCGCUGGCAUGGGAACCGGAUCUCGUCAAUCCGGUGAGUAGCACAAUGGCCUGGCCAAUGCCGGACAACCACACAAUAGCCGUCACACUGUUCAAAGAUAUACGAACGCACGAACUGGAGGACAAGGACUGGACGUUUGUGCUGGAGGAUAUUUCCCAGCUGGGUAAGAAACGGCUCCUAGCGUCAGCCACGAUUAACAUGCGCAAGUACGCUAGUAUAGAGUCGACCCAGCAAACGUUUUCAUUGGAACUGAGGCCCGUUUCGAAGAAAAUUGUUUCUGCACAAUUGGAGCUAACGUUGAGUUGCGUUUUUCUGCGAGAGGGCAAAGCAACUGACGAGGAUAUGCAGAGUAUCAUUUCGCUUAUGUCUGUGAACAAUGUGACUGAUAUUGCUCCGCUGGAUGAUCUGGAGGAUAUUCCAGAUUUGGAGAGCUCAAUUGAAAUAUCCGAGCACAUGCUGGACUUUACGCAACAACUGGAACAAUUGACUACUAGUCUAAACAGUUCCGAUCUAGCCACGCCGAUGAGUGUUCCUUCUCUUUCAGACGACCAAACUCCGAUCGUCAGCGGGUCAAGAGAUAUGUUCAAAGAAAUUCUGAACGAUCGUGGAUACAUUUCGUUGACCAACGAAGGCAGUUCAAUGGAUGAAGAAGAAAAGGAAACUAAAUCAGCACCUCCAGAGAUUAAAUAUAACGCGACACACGAAAUUCCAACGGAAUUAGAUAGUAAUACCAAUCAGUUCCGUGAAACUUGUAUCCCGGAUACAGUACGCUCACUAGAAGAAAUCCAUAGGGAGGAAGAUGAACAGCUCGAUCCUUUGGAAGCACUGGAGGAAGAAAAAACACCAAUCAAACCUCAACUUCCAGCACCCGAACCAGCUCCUAUGGUGCAAAGUCCCACUGCACCAUCAGACAUAGAUAGUGAAUCGUUCAGCAGAAAAUCUCCAGAGGAAAACCAGAACAGCCGGGCGGAGUUGAAACCUUUAAUUCUAAUUAAGAGCUACGAUCAUCAACCACCGGAAAAAGCCCCGCCUGUCGUAGCGGAACCACCUCCUGUUGAACCAGAUAUUCUUGCAAAGAAACCAAUCUUGCGAGACAGCACACCUGGCCAAGAUUUACUGGAAUGGUGCAAGGAGACCACGAAAAACUACCACGGAGUGAAGGUCACGAAUCUCACUACCAGCUGGCGCAACGGAAUGGCAUUCUGCGCCAUCAUCCAUCACUUUUAUCCCAGCCUAAUUGACAUGACAAAGCUCUCCCCGGGAAAUGUGAUAGAAAAUUGUCGAACAGCGUUCGACGCGGCUGAGAAACUAGGAAUCCCACGUGUUAUCGAACCACGUGAUAUGAAUAUGCUUGCCGUGCCGGAUAAACUGGCCGUCAUGACCUACCUGUACCAGCUGCGAGCGCAUUUCACCGGUCAUCAGCUUGAAGUUCACACCAUCGAUUCGGGCAUACCGUGCCAGGCUUGCUUCGACGCGGCCGAACAAGCUAUGUGCAUUUACUCCCAAACGAAAAAUAAACGAGGUGAAACAUCGGACGACUCCAGCUACGUAAUCGGGAACUACAAAUCGGACAAACUGACAAAGGAUUUGCUGAAUCUGAACGAAAUGAUUACUCCACGAGAGGACGACUUACUGCUGCGGAAGGAAUCCAGCACGGCGCAUCUGUUGGCAAACUCAAAGGCACUCCUUGGCAAGAUGCUGUCACCAGCCAGAGAACGGUAUGGGUACGGGGAAGAAGUGCCCUCGACAGUGGACGGUCAACUGGUUAAUGGUUCCUUUGAAGAAGAUAAGACUCUUUAUGAUGAUGUUGGUGAUGUCGAGGGUGGAGGUAGCACUGAAGGCGGUGUAAAUAAUAACAAUAGUUCCAGUGCUAUAAACAAUAAUAGGAUUCGUUAUAAUUCCGCGGAAACAAAUGGAGAAGUGGAGAGCAACGGAAAGAGAGCUGAGGAAGAGAUGCUUCCACGGUUGGACACCCAAACAGCGAAUAAAUUCCUAAUGCGGCAUAAGGAAAUGAGUGAAAGGGCGAGAGUUAUGAUUGAAAAACUAAGAAAUACUAGCAUAGAUAAAACUGGUGAUAUUGAUAAUAACGAACGGCAAGCUCGUUUACGAGAGCAGGCACGCAAGCUUAUAGCGGAAACCAAAGCUAAGGCACUGAAUCUGGAUUCGCCUUCGUCGCCGACGAAAAUUAGCACCGCCCAAAAAAUGAACUUCUCCCCCGAACGAACCAUCUCACCGAUCAACAACGUGCCGGAGUUUAUUUUUCCUACCGUUCAGCGAAUCGCUAAAGACUCACCGCUGCGGAACGUCGUCAGUCCAGUCGACGGCAGCGAUGCCAACAGUAACCAUCUGCUGAAGAAAACUUCGCUCUCUCCGAACAAAUUGUCCCCUUCGCUGUUGGAGGUGAUUGCUCCGAAAAAUGAGGGCCGGGUGGAAAAAGUUAACUAUAUUCAAAGUGAGCUGAACAAAUUGGAACGCGAACAAGAAGCAAUCGAUCAGAAGGCAAAUGCACUGGAAAAGAAGCUACGGGCAGUUAUGGGAGGAACCAUGACAAAUGUGAGCGAAACUGAAGACCAACUGAUGUCACAAUGGUUCACCCUGGUCAACAAGAAGAACGCUCUGCUUAGGCGUCAGAUGCAGCUUAAUCUACUCGAGCAAGAGAACGAUCUUGAGAAGAAGUAUGAUAUGCUGAAUCUAGAGCUGCGAGCAGCACUUUCGAUCGAGGACUGGCGCAAAACGGAAGAGCAGCGAGAGAAGGAAGCUCUGCUUUUGGCCGAAUUGGUAGCCAUAGUGGACAAACGCAACGAACUGGUGCAGAAUCUGCACAGUCAGGAGCAGGCUAUUGAAGACGACGAUGAAAUCGAGCGGAAGCUGGAAACGGUGGAUAUCAAUCACAAGGACGAAAAAUGUGUGAUUCAGUAAAGCAGGAAGGCUUUUACAACAAGACUUUUGGAAUACUCAACAGUCAGUAGAUUGGACUAGACACUACCAGCAAAUCAAAAUUCAUGUUCUAAAAUUUCACGGUUUGACGGUUUGCGAGACAUCGAAUCGCAAAUAACUAACGUAUACAGGAAAUUACUGUCGUAUAAGUUUUAAAUUCUUGAUGACACGUAGUUAUCGUUACUGUUGAGUGAGAUGUGAAGCCCCAUGUGACGCACGUGCAGUUGCGGAUUCGGUUAGGCUUAGAAUUUGUCACACUGGAUCAAUUCCGUCCGAGUAUUUUGAUUUCCUGCAGUGAAAGAGGAUGUUUUCUAGAUGUUGUUAUUCAUUUGGUUAACCCAGCCUGGGAUUUGGUUUGGAUUUCAUCACACUUAAGUUAGGCUUUACGUAUGUAAUAAGGUUGGGCUGUAAAUAUUUUUGUUAAGCUUUUUUAUCGUGCAAAAACCAAAAAAGGCUCCGAGGAGAAUAUACUCAAACCAAGUUUCACGAAAGCUCCCCAGAAGUCAGGAGCACAACACGGUGUAUGAAUUUUCAGUUGCCACGCUUCAGGUAGUUUUCAACUUUAAAAUCGUAGACGUUUUUAUCAAUAUAUGCCUAUUAAUAGGCAGUUCCAUGUGAAUAAGAAAUUUUGCUCGACUGUUAUGCGAUCAUAGCAGAAGCAAGAAACAAGUUUGAUAAAAGAAUCCUUUUUGUUUUUACCAUGGUGAUUAUUCGUGAUAAUGAUUAAAAUAUCCAAAACCAUUUAUUUUUAUAUGCUACCUUUUACGAUGUAAGUGAGAUUGUACUCUAUUUUUAAAACUACCGGUAGUAACCCCGCAGACACUGUAGCAAACAAUUUGUACCAUACGCGAGCUUUCAUUUGGCAAUGCUCCCAAACUAUAGAACAAACAAAAAAAAAAACGAAUACAAAUUGAAAUGUUCUAGUCACUCGAAUAUAUUGUAGAUAAAACAACUAAUCUAAUUGUAAAGCUAGUAUUAUUAAUUUAAAGCAAACCAACCUACGACGUGCGACGCUGGAGUUCAUCACGUAUAUGCAAUAACGAUUAUUUUUUCCACAAACAGCGCGGGAGCUAUUGAAAACUACCUAUACUACUUACCAGAUGAGGGUAGAUGGCAAGUUUAAUUUAUUGGACACAUCUAUGACGCGAUUUCUAUGCUAAUGAAUAAGGAAACAUUAUGAUUAGAAGAUUAUGGUAAAGAAAUACAUACACGUUACAAGUACUAUCAAA